AUGGGAUGGGACCAUCGUCUUCUUCCAGAGGAUUUUCUUUUACACGGAGAGGAGAAAAAGCCGCGAAGUUCACUAUGCGAACUCCGAGAACUAUCAUCGACUGGGACCUCUUCGCUUCGCUUGUCGGCAUUUGGGAAAAUACCGUCGUGGACAACAACGACAACUAAUAUGAACGGUUUGUUGAACAUCUUCACGACUGUGCAAGGAACGAGGAGUUUCAAAAUCACCAAGAGACGCCUGUCUCCGAAAACUCUAGAUCUGAUUUUCAGCGUGGAGCUGCACGAGCUGCAGGUAACCAAGAACUCACGUCCGAGCUCGCAGAGCUCUGCAGAUAGAGACGGGACAGACUAUUCCCUAUGUCCAUUCGGAACUUCGCCAAUCGUAAAACAACAAUGGCUGCUUUCUGUACCCCAGAUGGAACAACUACAGCAUCAAGAAGGGGAUGGAAAAGGUUCUCCCUUCCGAAGUCAUGUCGCUGAAGAAUCGUGCUUCACCGGUCUCGACAGAAUCAAACCUGAACAUCUGAAGUAUAUAAUGUCAGUCCUCAUCAACACACUGGCGAGGGUCUUCACUGGUUAUCUGUCGGAAUGCAAGGUUCCUAAGCAAUGGAAAACCAGCAAGACCGUGCUGCUGUAUAAGAAAGGAGAUCCACAAGGUAUCGGCAACUAUCGUCCAAUCUGCUUGUCUCUGUCUGUCAUCUACAAGCUCUUCAUAAGAGUAAUCUUAAACAGGAUAGAAAGAACAUUAGAGGAAGGACAGCCACGCGAGCAAGCAGGGUUUCGGAAAGAGUUCACUCCGAUUGACCACAUUCACACGGUUUCGAAACUCAUAGAAAUAUCGCGAGAGUACAAGAUGCUGCUGUAUCUCACUUUCAUCGAUUUGAAGAAAGCCUUUGGUACAGUUGAGACCGACGAGGUCAUGGAGGCCUUGGACAACUAA
Necator americanus (New World hookworm) is the source of this 939-nucleotide messenger RNA. RefSeq lists its product as uncharacterized. Bases 1 to 939 code for a protein of 312 amino acids. NCBI's taxonomy places the organism in Eukaryota, Metazoa, Nematoda, Chromadorea, Rhabditida, Ancylostomatidae. The record is from RefSeq and is a predicted model, not a curated record. The transcript is spliced from 3 exons.